UUCUUCAGGACACAUUUGGGUUUUGGGUAAAGGAAGGUUCAGGAAGGUUGCCUCUGUGACUCCACUGAGAAUGAGUAAGGACCAAAUAAGGGAAAGUUGAAGAAUCUGAAAUGAUUAAACCCACAGAAGAGAAAGGCAAUUAAAUUGUAUGGUGGAUACAGUCCUGGACCUUGAGUUAGAAGAGAUCCUAGUUCAGAUCUGACUUCAAACACUUCGGCUAUGUGACCUUUGGUGCAGCUAAGUAGCUCAGCGAAUGAAACACCAGGCCUGGAUUUGGAAGGACCUGGGUUCAAGUUUGGCCUCAGAUACUUCUUAGUUGUGUGACUCUGGUUAAUCCUGGAGUGACUGCAAGCUGCCUGCUUUUUGCCUCCUGACUCGGGGAGAUGGGAAGAAUCUGAACUAGCCACGUGACAAUUAUGUGCCUAAAAAGUGGCUUCUGGAGAGUACAAAUGAACCACGUGGGAAUUUGUAUUAAGGGCAUAGAGGAAAUAAAGGAACCCCUGAAUGGAAAGCAAGAUUAAAACCUCCUUCCUUCAUUCUGACUUUAUCUCAGCAUUUGGAUCUUUAACAAGACUUGUAAAACAGCAACAGUAACAACAAAUUGUCCCUUUUACAUAGUGUAACUUAAGAUGUAAGCCAGGAGCAUUGGUGAUUCUGUUCACAUUGUUAUAGAUUUUGUUAAUUUGAUUAUUUGUUCCUGACAAAUGAGGUAAGAGAAGCUUGAGCUAACUUUCUUGCAAUAGUCCAUGCUUAUUUAUGCUCAUUUUCUGGCUCUUGAAAUGGCAAAUCCCAGCCUCCCUUCCCUUUGCCCCCCUCUUUUUUGGUCUAUAUAGUCACCUCUGCCAUAUUUCCAAUUUUGCCCAUAUCAUUUAGAGAGCCAUCACAUUGUUGGUCUUCCAUCUUUCUCAGUGGAUCAGUUCCACUUGCCUCUUCACAAGAGACCCUUCUCUCCCCUCCCCCAUUUCUGCUUUGGUUUGGGCUACAGCCUUCUCUCUCCUUGCAUUCUUAAUAUGGCAACCAGCUCCUCCUUGGGCUUCUCUGAUGGAUAGUGGUCUCCCAGGGCCUGCAGAUGGCCUAUUGAAACUGACAGCCUGCAAUCAGAGAUCAUGUCCUUGGCUCCUGAAGUUGUCAGGGACGUUCUGAGAGACAAAGGCAUAAGUCAGAGAGAGAAAUGGAGGCGAAACGCUUCCUCUGUCUUACUUAAAACUAAUUUCAAGGACAGUCCGGUUUCUCAAACCAGGCUAAGAAAUGAAGAACAGUGGUUCCAAAAAAAAUGAAAAGAAAAAGAAAUCAAUCAGUCAUUCCGGUAUUAGGAUCAUCUAAUUGUGAGAUUAUUCAGAAUCCUCUACACAGGUUUUCAGAACCCCCCCCCCAAGUUGCCAUUAACCUACAAUAGAUAUUUUUUUCCCUAGUCUCCCUGCCCCACCCCCAUCUUUCAACACUGGAAUUAUGUGUGUCAAAAUGCACUAGAGAGCAUGAGCUGCUGCUGUCUGUCUCACUGAACUGGGAGAAAACAAGCAUCCUCUUACGGCAGAAUCACUCAGGCAGCCAUCAAGUCCCCCAACCACUGAACCGAGGAGUCACUGAAAGGGGGCACUCCUCCCAAACCAGAUACAGCAGCUUCACCAUUUCAGUCCCUCUCAUUUCUUUUUGGUCCUGGGCAUGUUGGUCUGUGCCCAGUGACAGAGAGGGACUUACCAAGUACAGCCUCACUUUAUCUUAGCUACUAGCUCUUCUGAGCCCAUGUCCAUCCUCCUUUCCACUACACUGGAUCUGCCUGGAAGGGGCAGGUGUUGGGGAUAGGGAGAGGGGUAGACGCUCACCCAAGAAGUUCCUCACUUGUAGGUGGCACCCAUAUUUAUGAUGAUUUUCUUCAAGGCAGCAUGAUAUAGUAUAGUGGUACAGUAGACAGAGAACUUGGAAAGACCUGGAUUCAAAUCUAGCCUCCAGGUCCUACAGGCUGCAUGACCCUAGGCAUAAUAUAAGGGUACAUGGUACAGAACCUCAGUGGCACAGUGAAUAAAGGGAUAAAGUUGAAAUUAAUAUGAUUGGAGUUCAUAUCCUCCCUCAGGCACUUACUCGAUAGCUUUGUGACCCUGGGUUAAGUCAUUUAACCUUUCUCAGCCUCAUUAUCCUCAUCUGUAAAAAGAGGACAAUAAUAGAACCUACUUCACAAAGGAUCAAAUUGGAUAAUCUAUAUAAAGUGUUUUGCAAACCUUAAAGCACUUAAAUACUAGUCAUUAUUAUUACUACUUUAAAUUCUCAGUGCCCUGGGCUAGUCUCACUGACAAUAACUUGCAGAAAAUGUCCUAAUGGGGGCAACAAGGUGGCUCAGAAGAUUGAGAACUAGCCCUAGGGACAGGAGAUCCUGGGUUCAAAUGUGGACUCAGAUACUUCCUAGCUGAGUGACCCUGGACAAGUCACUUGACCCCUGUUGCCUAGCCCUUACCACUCUUCUGCUUUAGAACCAAUACACAGGAUUGAUUCUAAGACAGAAGGUGAGGGUUUAAAAAAAGAAAGAAAAUGUGCUAACCCAGAUUAGUAAAGGGAGUUUCCUCAUCUAGGAGUUCCCUAUAGCAAUGAAUGUCCAAUGUUAUCCCUUUUUCAAUAGGCUAUAAAAGGCACCUAACUUUACCAAGUGGAUGUGCUGAGCUUCCCCCCCCCCCCAAACCCUUACUUUCCAUCAAUACUGUAUAUUGGUUCCAAGGCAAAAGAGCAGUCCAGGCUAGGCAAUGGAGGUAAAGUGACUUGCCCAAGGUCACCCAUCAAGGAAGUAUCUGAGAUCAUGUUCGAAGCUUUUAAAAAUAGGUUUCUUAGCCCCUCAGAACUUGUACAUAUUGGUAAACAAAAGAGCCAGAGCCAACAAGGACUAUUUGCCAGAAAAGAAAGAGAAAAGCCACUCAUUUGCCUUUUACACAGUCUCUAGAAAAAAACACAGGGCUAUUUAUUGGCUAGAGAUGCCCUUUGCAUGACUGGCAGUAUCGCGAGUAAUUGCCCCUUUCUCUCCUGGCUCCUCUGUUUCCAUCUAGCUGGGGAGUCCAGCUUCUUAAUUCUUUAUUGUUGAUGAUCACCUGAUUCCUUCCAUUGACGUCCCUGGACAGGGAACUCCGGCUGAUCCCUGCAUCUCUGAUGCAGAUGGCACUGGUCUACAGCUUCUCCUAAGAAGAAUAGAAGAAAGGAGACAUUCCAGCAGCUGAUCUGAGGGAUUUUCUUGGCAGAGAUACUGGAGCAGUCUACCAUUUCCUUCUCCAGUUCAUUUUACGGAUGGGGAAACGGAGGCAAACAGGAUGAAGUGCCCUGCUGAGGGUCACAGAGCUGAAGGAAGGGAGACUGUCUUUGAGUGAGAAAAGAAAAUGAAGGCCUGAUACCUUUAGUUACUAUCUUUGUACGCUUGUGGAGGAGGAAGAAAUCUAAAACUGAACUUUUCUAGUCCGACAUCUCAAAAAAUGAAGAAUUCCUUCAACUCUUGGAGCCCACGGUGAAUUCCUCCAGGGCCAGGUGUGGAUGCCUCGGGAUUGAUGGAGCCAUAAGGGAAGCGGUCCCUGCUGCUUCUCAGGAGGUAGCAGGGUAACUACUCCACAGAGGUGAGGGGAUGGAUGCCCGGACAGUGUCACCCAUGACUGCCAUGGAGGUGCCCAGCAUCAAAGAUUUCCACUGGAAGACCCUGGCCCCACUGCCAAGUCGCAGAGUCUACUCCUCCCUGGUGGAGGCUGGAGGACAGGUCUAUGCCAUAGGAGGCUGUGAUGACAACGGGGUUCCCAUGGACUGCUUUGAGGUCUAUUCCCCUGAUGCUGACCAGUGGACUUCCUUGCCCCCCAUGCCAACUGCCAGGGCGGGGGUGGCCGUCAUUGCCCUGGGGAAACGGAUCAUGGUGAUUGGGGGUGUGGGGACCAAUCAGCUGCCCCUGAAGAUUGUGGAGAUGUACAACAUCGAUGAGGGCAAGUGGAAGAAGAGGAGUGUGCUGAGGGAGGCUGCCAUGGGCAUCUCUGUCACUACAAAAGAUUACCGAGUGUACGCAGCAGGAGGAAUGGGGCUAGAUCUCCGCCCUCAUAAUCACCUACAGCACUAUGACAUGCUCAAGGACAUGUGGGUCUCCUUAGCCCCCAUGCCCACCCCAAGAUAUGCUGCUACUUCCUUUCUCCGAGGUUCCAAGAUCUAUGUGCUGGGAGGACGUCAGUCCAAGUAUGCUGUCAAUGCCUUUGAGGUCUUCGACAUUGAAACUCGCUCAUGGACCAAAUUUCCCAACAUCCCCUGCAAACGAGCCUUCUCCAGCUUUGUCCCCAUGGAUGGCUACCUGUACAGCCUGGGGGGCCUGAGACAAGGUCGCCUCUAUCGACAGCCCAAAUUCAUGAGGACUAUGGAUGUCUUUGACAUGGAACAGGGAGGUUGGAUGAAGAUGGAGCGGUCUUCAUUCCUAAAGAAGCGCAGAGCUGACUUUGUAUCAGGCUCCUUAAGUGGUCGAGUCAUAGUGGCUGGAGGCUUGGGGAACCAGCCCACAGUCCUGGAGACAGCAGAGGCCUUCCACCCAGGAAAGAACAAAUGGGAGAGCCUGCCCCCAAUGCCCACUCCCCGCUGUGCCUGUUCCAGCAUCAUCAUCAAGAACUGUCUCCUUGCAGUGGGAGGCGUCAAUCAGGGACUGAGCGAUGCUGUGGAAGCCCUGUGUGUCUCAGAGUCCUAGCCCAGUCCUCAACCCUCCCCUGAGAAGCCUGGCUCCUUGGAGACUUGCCAUUCUUUGGCAGGAUUAGACAAUUUCCUCAAAGCCAACUAAAAACUCCUUUGGUACAUGGCAGAAAAGUGGGCAAAAUCUCCAGGGGCCCAAACUUCUGAAGUCCCCCCCCACUGAGCCCUAUCUCCCAAGAGCAGGAAAAAAUGUUCCCUAAAAAGCCCCUGGACACAUGUCCAACUGGUCCUCAAGCAGGGGGAGUCCUACUCUGAUCCUUAGCUAUUGGGAGGACACCAGCCACCCCAUGCCCACCCGUACCUCUUCUAUCAUUCACCCUUCCUGAAGUGGGAGACCAGGAUCCUUGUCUCCCCCCAAAUCCUAAGGUAAUAGGCCAUUGGAGGUCAGUGGCUGCUGGUGAGGAAUGAAUCCCUCUCCUCUUCUGGGGACUGCCCUAAACCCAGUUGGUAGACUUGGACCAGACUUUGCCCAACAGGUUGGGAAAGGAAGGGAUGAAGCCCCAAUCCAACCCCCAGGGGGUGGGGGUUUGAUCAUGCCUGACAAUGAGGGCAAGCAUGGCCCAGGCAAAGAGGAAAUGGCAAAGGCAUCCCCGCCAGAGCAGUGCAGGAGAGACAGACUGCAGAACAGGGAAGGCAGGAACCAGAGUCACAGAGCAGAUAGAGGAUUUGCUGGAGCUGUUUAAAGUGCUGAGAUCAGGGCUGGUGAGUCAUCAGGUUGUAACCAUCAUUCCUAGGUCUGUUUGGGCAGAGACAGAUGAUGGAGGGUCUAAGCCUCAAAGGUAGAAUCCAUUCCUUCCCCCAGAAAUGGCCCCAGUCACCAGUGUGGCCUUGGGGUUUUGGCGAGCCCUCUCCUCACCUCACUCCCCAACAAAGUCCCCUCAAGAAGGCAAAGGGGCCAAUUUUGGAAAGGGCUUUGCCCAGAAAGUCUGCAUACUUCCUAGGCCUGCCAUUGGAACUGGCAAUAGUAGCAACAGUGAGACCCUCCAGGAAAAUGGGGUCAUUGGCUAGCCAGAUCCUGAGCAAGGAAACAGGAAACAUCUCUCCCUGCUGGUUUCACCUACAUCAGCGACUUCCUAGAUGCCAAGAUAUCAGUAUCAAAACAGAACUGGAUCUGCAUGAAGUCGAUUCCCCUUGGAAUGGCUGACCCAGCUGUGUUGACUGGCUGCUUGCCAGCUGAAGAGUAAGAGGAAAAUAGUGCCAGGAUGCAGGCGUGUUGGAGUGAUACUUAGGUUAGCGUAAGGUAGAAAAGGGAACAUCUCCAAGUCCCUAAGCAGAACCUGGAGCAUCAACUUGGAGAGAAGAGGUUUCUCCCUGUCCAGAGGUGAUUUACAGAGACCAUCAGCUGGGACAACUGGGUGGCUCAGGGGAAAGAGGCAGGCCUAGAGAUGGGAGGUCCUGGGUUCAAAUCUGGACUCAGACACUUCUUGGCUAUGUGCCCCUGGGCAAGUCACUUAACCCCCAUUGCCUAGCCCUUUACCACUCUUCUGUCUUGGAACCAAUACACAGUAUUGAUUUUAAGAUGGAAAGUAAGAGUUUAAAAGAGAGAGAAAAGCCAUCAGGCCCACAACAAGGGGACAUCAGGCUGAGUGAUUAGAUUAUAUCCUUGUCAGUCACAGAAAGGGUCCCACCACUCUAUACACAGGUUUGAAGUCAAAGAUGGUGGUCCAGUGGGCUCCUCUCUAUCUGCAGACCUGACCAUCAGGUUUCUGGCUGACACUGAGAAAUUUUUGCACAUACUGGAUUGUUUUCAGCAAAUCCCUGAGACUGUCUUCUCUAUGUCUCUGGUGCAUGGUUUUAUAAGAUGGUCCCUUCCCUGUAACCUAGAAUGGCUGGCACUCUUCCUUUACACUUUUCCUGAGGUCUUCCAGUUCCCAACAGAGCUUUGAGUGUCAGCCAUGGUGGUCCCUCCGUCUCCUCCUGCCUGGUUCCAUGCCCACUCUCACCAUCAGGCACAUUCAGUGAUCUCCUCCCAGUCCUGUGUCCACAUCUCGGACCUCGUCCCUUUCUUUCCCUUAGGCGAGGAGGGCUGAUCACAAGUCUAAGUUUGGCCCCAGUUAUUGGGUUAAGGCAGUUCCCCAGAAGAUCAUGGAGAAGAAUGGCAGGAUAUUGUCUAUCCCCCAGUGGUAUUGACCUUUAACAUCCUAUUAUACUAGCCAGGAAGUAGUUGAGAAAAUUCUGAAUUGAAGGAAAGUUUGACACUAAAAUAUUCCCCUUUCUCAUUGAUGCCCCCUGUGAAUUAGAAUCAUAAGGACAGACUGGCUUCCUAGCAUCGAGUUUGAGAAGACACAGAAGGGUAAAAACAGAGUCCUUCCCUUUUUCUCAAAACCAGCCAAAUGGUGGCAUCUCUACCUGCCCUGCCAGCAUCCAUGAGAGAUCUGAACCUGGAAACAGAAGCAGCUGAGCCAGGAAGGAAGGGGAUGCUACUGAGCUCACAGGGUUCUAGAGUUAUCAGACCUUCUCUUAGAAUUGCCUUAUUUCCAUAUUGAAUUGUUCGAGGCAGGAGGUGAACCCUAACCCAGGAUGUGCACUCCUCACAUCUUCCCUGUUCCCCGUAGCUCCCUUUCUGCCCCUUCCCAAGAGGCCUGGUGUUUCUGUCACUGUUCUCCCAGGACCCAUUCCCUGGGGCAGGGAUAGGGGUUCCUGUUGACACUGUGCCAUCCAAAUCCAUCUUGGAUGAGUUCAUUGCACUUCUGGUUAAUAGCAGCAGCACAAUAAUUAAAGUCUAUAUUCAUA
Monodelphis domestica (gray short-tailed opossum) is the source of this 7413-nucleotide messenger RNA. The record is from RefSeq and is a predicted model, not a curated record. Lineage: Eukaryota; Metazoa; Chordata; Mammalia; Didelphimorphia; Didelphidae.